AGCAGGACUUACAACAUUUAAAAUUUAAAACAAUGUAUUUACUAUUUGUGUCGCUAGAAAUAGUCUUAUUUAUUUUUGCUCUACUAUUUUCACUAUUCGUCCUCGCCGUGCUUACGUUUAGGUUUGUUAUAGAACCUAUAAAAAAAGGACGAUGUACUUGCAAGACUGAUUUAACUGGAAAAGUGGUGAUAAUAACCGGAGGAAACUCAGGCAUAGGUCUCGAAACAGCAAGAGAUCUAUCCAGACGCAAUGCCAAAGUAAUAAUAGCGAGCCGAGAUACGAAGAAAUCUGAAGAGGCUGUCAAAUCUAUAAAGGAAACCUCAGGAAACGAUAAUGUGGAAUACAAAUAUUUGGAUCUUUCAAAAUUUUCAAGUAUCAGAGAAUUUGUGAGUGAUUUCAAUAAAAAUAAUAAAAGGUUGGAUAUACUAGUGAACAAUUCCGGCGUAGGGGGAUUAAAGAAUAAGUUGACCGAAGAUGGUAUAAAUAAUCUUAUGCAAAUUAAUUAUGUAGGACAAUUUUUGUUGACGAACUUGUUGUUAGAUAAACUCAAAGAAAGUGCUCCUAGUAGAAUUGUAAUAGUGUCGUCAUACUUACACAAAUGGGCAAAGCUUGAUCCUAAUAACAUAGCUGGAAGGAAUUUGAAGGCGUCACUAAAUUUAUAUAACAUAAGUAAACUUUGUGGUGUACUUUGGACAAAGGCGUUAGCUAAAAGGCUCCCGAAAGAAGUUGUAGUGAAUGCACUGCAUCCAGGGGUAGUGAAAACGCCAAUUUUCAAGAAAAUACCAGGAUGGAGACAAAAAUUAUUAUAUUUUGUGAUUAGUUUGUUAUUCAAGACUCCGGAGGAAGGUGCACAGACUAUCAUACAUUUAUCUGUUUCGCCAAAUAUAAAAACUUCUGGCGAUUAUUAUGUGGACUGUGAAAAGUCGAAGCCAGCUGAAGAAGCGUUUGACGAUGAGUUGGUAGAAAAGGUUUAUAGAGAAACUAUGAAUUUAAUAAAGAUUUGAUUGUG
Molecule: messenger RNA, 1009 nt
Organism: Aricia agestis (brown argus)
Lineage: Eukaryota; Metazoa; Arthropoda; Insecta; Lepidoptera; Lycaenidae
Product: retinol dehydrogenase 12-like
Exons: 1
Coding region: 33-1004 (323 amino acids)
Source: RefSeq, a predicted model, not a curated record